Messenger RNA from Dryobates pubescens (Downy woodpecker), 2649 nucleotides. It is a transcript of the gene PAQR8, whose product is annotated as progestin and adipoQ receptor family member 8. NCBI's taxonomy places the organism in Eukaryota, Metazoa, Chordata, Aves, Piciformes, Picidae. Gene Ontology annotation, cellular component: plasma membrane. The transcript has a single exon. Gene Ontology annotation, biological process: response to steroid hormone. Gene Ontology annotation, molecular function: steroid binding; nuclear steroid receptor activity. The coding region runs from base 50 to 1108 and encodes 352 amino acids. The record is from RefSeq and is a predicted model, not a curated record.
AGAGCUGACGUUCCCCGGAGGCAGGCCGACGGGCAGCAGGCACCGCGAGAUGACAGCCAUCCUGGAGCGGCUCAGCACGCUGUCCCUCAGCGGGCAGCACCUCAGCCGCCUGCCCAGGCUGCUGGAGGAUGGCUUGCCCAAGAUGCCUUGCACGGUCAAAGAGUGUGAGGUGCCGCAGCUCUUCCGGGAGCCCUACAUCCACGCCGGCUACCGCCCCACCGGCCAGGACUGGCGCUACUACUUCCUCAGCCUCUUCCAGAAGCACAACGAGGUGGUUAACGUGUGGACUCAUCUCCUGGCAGCCCUGGCCGUGCUGCUGCGAUUCAAGACGUUUGUGGAGGCCGAGCAGUUAGCCAUGGACGCGUGGUCCUUGCCUUUGCUCAUCUUUGUCCUCUCCUCUGUCACCUACCUGACCUGCAGCCUCUUGGCCCACCUGCUGCAGUCCAAAUCAGAGCUGUACCACUACACCUUCUACUUCGUGGACUACGUCGGGGUCAGCGUCUACCAGUACGGUAGUGCCCUGGCUCAUUUCUACUACAGCUCUGACCAAGCCUGGUACGACAAGUUCUGGCUUUUCUUCCUGCCAGCAGCUGCUUUCUGCGGCUGGCUGUCCUGUGCCGGCUGCUGCUACGCCAAAUACCGGUACCGCCGGCCUUACCCCAUCAUGAGGAAGAUGUGCCAGGUGAUCCCGGCCGGGCUGGCCUUCGUCUUGGAUAUCAGCCCCGUCGCUCACCGGGUGGUUGUGUGUCACCUGGAGGGCUGUGAGGAAGAUGCUGCUUGGUACCAUACAUACCAGAUACUGUUUUUCCUUAUCAGUGCUUAUUUCUUCUCCUGCCCGGUCCCGGAGAAGUACUUCCCUGGCUCCUGUGAUAUUGUUGGCCACGCCCACCAGAUCUUCCACACCUUCUUGGCCAUCUGCACCUUAUCCCAGCUGGAGGCCAUUCUCUUGGAUUACAAGAAGAGGCAGGAGAUUUUCCUGAAGAGACACGGGCCUUUCUCGGUUUAUCUCUCCUGCAUCUCUUUCUUUGGCCUGGGGGCUUGUAGUGCCAUCACAGCUUACAUCCUGCGAUGCAGGAUCAAGGCCAGCCUGGCUAAGAAGGACUCCUGAGAGUCAUGAACGUGAUGGGCAUGAUGUCACUGGGGUGGUGGAAAUCAAGAAGAGGAGUGUAACGUAUUAGAGACAUAACUGUCUUAUUUGCCUAACUUAUUUGCUGUGACUAACCAGGACCCUGGACUCGGGUGGAGGGUUGGAGACAUCAUGCUGGAUGCAUUUCUCGCAGCAGGGGCUUCCUUUUGCCAUCCAGGGCAUCAUGGAGUUUUUGAAGGCAGAACAAGACAUUUAACCAAGGAUGCUGGAAUAGGCAGAGGUUUCUUGUUUGUCCUGGUAAACCUGCAUGUGAGAUCUUGCUGAAUGUCAGGGAGGGCAGCCUGAAGGCUUUGAGACUGUAGAAGGGUCUGCCAGUGUUCACAACCCAGUGGAGAAGGCACCGUGAGGACCGUAACUAGGUGUGAUGGCCUCUCGGGUUUGCCAUCUCUGUUAUCUGGGGGAGACCUGUUGGCUAUCAAAGGUUUCAGGAGGAGUCUACACUUCUAGGGUUCAUCUGCAAGGAUGUGUGUGGCAUGGUGGCUGGUACAGUCCUUUUCCUGCCCCAGCUGGGCUCAGCCAGGUCUCUCUCAAUGGUCCCCUUGUCAAGUAAGUUGAUGCCAGGUUGCUGAGGUGGCUGUAGCAAAGCAUGUGUUCAGUUCUGGGCCCCUCACUACAAGAAAGGCAUUGAGGUGGUGGAGCAUGUCCAAAGAAAGGCAAUGAAGCUGGUGAAGGGUCUAGAGAAUAAGUCUUAUGAGGAGCAGCUGAAGGAACUGGGUUUGUUUAGCCUGAAGGAAAGGAGGCUGAGGGGAGACUACCUUGCUGUCCUCAACUCCCUGAAAGGAGGUUGGAGCGAGGCAGGGAUCAGUCUGGUCUCCCAAGAAGCAAGUGACAGGACCAGAGGAAAGGGCCUCAGGUUGUACUGGGGGAGGUUUAGGUUGGACAUUAGGAAAAUUUUCUUCCCUGAAAGGGUUGUCAAACCAUGGAACAAGCUGCCCAGGGAAGUGGUGGAGUCACCAUCCUUGGAGGUAUUUGAGAGACAUGUAGACAGGGACAUGUUUUAGGGGUGACUUGGCAGUGUAGGGUUAAUGGUUGGACUCAAUGAUUCUAAAGGUCUUUUUCAAUCUAAAUGAUUUUAUGAGUCUAUGUCUGGGGUCAUCUAGGAUGCACUGAGUCUGAACCUUAGUCCUGUGUCUGCCAGUGACUCCUGUGGGUCCAGCAGAGGUGGAGAUGUUAAGUCAGCUCCAUCUUUUCAUGGCUGUACCAUCUGCAGUGGAGCUGUUAAUGAAAAGCACGGGGUCAGGCUGUCCCAGGGAUUACUAACAAGAGAUGAGAUCUUUCUCAGCAAUUUGCAUUUGACCUAAGAUAGUGGCAAUGCUGAUGGCUUUUUGGUAGCCUACAAGACAGGUCCUCAAAAGCUCCUCACUUCCUUUUUAAGUGCUCAGUUGUUUUUGAGGAGCUAGGACUGGGCAAGGUUAGAGAUGGCUUUCAGCAUUCCUCAGUAGCAGUGACAGAGGUUGAGUACCCUUGAGGCCACCAGCAUUUGAGGCACUGGCCCCAGAAGU